Messenger RNA from Diospyros lotus (date-plum), 2118 nucleotides. RefSeq lists its product as uncharacterized. Lineage: Eukaryota; Viridiplantae; Streptophyta; Magnoliopsida; Ericales; Ebenaceae. The coding region runs from base 1 to 2118 and encodes 705 amino acids. Gene Ontology annotation, molecular function: protein binding. The transcript is spliced from 7 exons. The record is from RefSeq and is a predicted model, not a curated record.
AUGACCAUACAGUCCUCAGCUCCACGUGACUGGGCAGCAGCUCGCCCCGUUCUUGUUGCUUCAUUUCUUUAUUUAAUGGUCUUCCGAGUAUACGAACACAUGACAUGCUCCAGGAGUAUAAUUUUACAGAGGAAAAUGGCUGAAGAUGGAAAUCUCCAGCAAGAAACAGAUGGUCAAAAUUUACCAACGUCCAGCAUUGACGGAAAUCGAAGCCAGGAUGAAGCACAAGAACAAGAACCAGCUGAAAGAUUAACUGAAUCAGACGACAUUGAAUUGAGGCUUAAGAAGUGGGAUGCCCGUCAAAAAGAGUUGGCAUUUAAUCUUCCGGUUAUAUGGACGCAUCAAGGUUUUUACGAGGCAGUGCGAAAGGGAGACCUGGAUGCGGUGAAAAAGCGGGCUUCAAUGGUGCUGGUGCCGAUGUUUCCAUUCCCAAUGCCGAUGCUUCGCACAAGAUUCACAGAAUUCGAAGCGAAUGCUUUCCAGGUCGCAACGGUUGCUGGACAAAAAGAGAUGUUUCGCGAGUUAAUUAAAAUAGUCAAUGAUUUUGACCCCCAUACCUGUGUCAGUAUGUUGAAAGAAAAGAACAACAACGGAGAAACAAUACUCACUCUUGCCGUAGCCCAAGGCAACAUCGAGAUUGUGAAAGAAUUGGUGGAGACAUGCGUCGAACUAGUGGACAUUCCCAAUAAAAAAGGAGAGUUACCCGUCACUGUGGCUGCUUUAAUUGGAAAGAAGAAAAUUGUUACCAUUCUGUUUAAGCUUACUCUGGGAAUGCUUGAUUUGAAUCCAAGCGGCGGGGAUGUUGAAGAAGAUGUGGUCGUGACUAAUUCAACUCAGCCGAGUCAAGGUGUUAGUGAAGAUAGGGAUCAAGCUAAGCCUGCUUAUCAAAGCCGGCAUCAUGGUUUUAGGCUCUUCAAAGCAUGCAUCCGCUCCAAAAUCUAUGAUAAAGCUCUUGAAGUUUUCAAGAUGUUUCCAAUAGUCUGCAUCAAAGAAAUGGCCAAGGAGGACGGUAAAACAAUGAAUUCACUAGUUAUGGCGACUAUAGAACUACAGGAGCAACGUAACUUCAUAACUCGUUUUCUUGAAAGUUGUCUUGCAAGAUGGGGGAAAAGCUGCAAGCUAUGUUCAGGGUUUGAACGAUAUUGGAAGUUUUUGCUUGUAAGGACAGCUAAAUCAUGGUAUGAGACUAACUACGAACAACCUAAGAGCGCUCUGUCGCUGUUGGUUUGGAUAUGCGACCAUAUGUCGAGAUCAGAAAUUUCUGACGAAAUCGUGCAAAGGGUGUUGACCAAACCAUUCUUAACUGCCAUGGGACAAGCUGAUGCGACUUUCACUGACACAAUUGGGUUCUUCGAUUCAAAACUUCCUUCUGACAUGAUUUCAUUGAUAAAUCCUGUAACUGGCGUUUUAGGAGCCAUUCAUGGUGAAAGAAAUGGAAACACAAUCCUUCAUCUUGCCGCAAUGUUAUCAUCAGCCAAGAAGCUUAGCCGCUUUCCUAGUCCAUCUCUACAAAUGCAAAGCGAGAUGCAGCGGUUUAAGAAUGCGGAGAAGAUUGUACCCAUGUGCAAAGCAGUAGAAAACAACGAUAACCUAACUCCAAUGGAUUUAUUCGUAGAACGACACAGAGAACUCAAGAAUGACGGAGAGAAAUGGUUGAAGGAGACAGCAUCAUCUUGCUCACUACUGGCAAUGCUUAUUGUCACCGUAAUGUUUAGUGCAGCAUUCACUGUUCCAGGCGGCUAUGAAAACGAUACAGGCAGGCCCGUAUACAUGGGAUCAAAAUACUUAACUGUCUUCAUAAUUUCAGAUGCAUUAUCAUUGUUAUUUUCUAGCACUUCGGCUAUGGUAUUCCUGGGAAUUUAUACGUCACUCUUUCGAGAAGAAGAUUUCCUGAAAAGGUUGCCAAUUACCUUGAUAUGCGGCCUUUUCACUCUCUUCCUAUCUAUCACAACGAUGGUAAUAGCUUUCAGCGCUGCCCUCAUCCUCACUCUGCGCGAGGACUUUGUGUGGAUUACCUUGCCCGUGCUCAUGUCAGCAAGCAUUCCAGUCAUCAUUUAUUCUGUAUUGAACAUCCCGAUCUUCGUUCAUGUUCUCUAUUCGACCCUAUUCCGUCAUUAA